Molecule: messenger RNA, 649 nt
Organism: Xenia sp. Carnegie-2017
Lineage: Eukaryota; Metazoa; Cnidaria; Anthozoa; Malacalcyonacea; Xeniidae
Exons: 3
Coding region: 143-649 (168 amino acids)
Source: RefSeq, a predicted model, not a curated record
AAUGUGAACAUUGUGAUAAAACAUUUAGAAAGCUUUCUAAAUUGAAUGAACAUGUUAGGAUACAUACAGGAGAGAAACCUUAUCAAUGUGAACAUUGAUAAGACCAAAUUGAAACAAUGUAGUUUGAGGUGAAUGUGUUGAAAUGGAAACUACUGAUGACACAGAAGAUGAUGAAAAUCUUGUUUAUAAUUGUGAGAGUGUUCUUGAUGAUGAUGAAUACUCAGAACCAAUAAUCAACACUUCUGACAAUGUGCAAAAGCAGCAGAAAUACAUUGUCUUCUUAAAACAGCUUCUUCUGUUGUUUAAAACAUGCAUGUUUUUUCAUGGAAAAAAUCUUGUGGUUCAUGUUUGUCAAAGUGGAACAAUGGUGACCAUAAAAACCAUGUGCAAAAAUGUUGAUUGUCAUAAAGAAUUUGUUUGGAAAAGUCAGCCAUUGAUGCCUGGUACUAAGAUUGCAGCUGGAAACUUUCUACUUUCAUUUGCAGUCUUAGUGGCGGGAUCUUCAGCUAUCAAAACAUUUCAAGCAAUGAAGCAUAUGGGACUGCAAGUUAUUUCACUGCCAACAUACUUUAGACAUCAGCUAAACAUUCUUUUCCCAUCAAUAUUUAUAUUUUGGAGAAAGUACCAACAGAAACUGCUGAAAAACUAA